GCAAGAUAUCCCUCUACGUUUCAAGUUUUAUAGUGUGAAGUGAAAAAAUUGUUUAAUCAUGGUCGUGGAGAAAAUGGAAGUAGAGGAGUCCGGCCGCAAGGAUGGCAUUCAGCGGUACUACAUAACAAAGAUUGAGGAACUGCAGAUGGUCGUGACAGACAAGACACAAAAUCUGAGGAGAUUAGAAGCACAGAGAAAUGAACUCAAUGCUAAAGUUCGGAUGCUGAGGGAGGAGUUACAGCUUCUUCAAGAACAGGGAUCCCAUGUCGGAGAAGUCGUCAAGGCUAUGGACAAGAAGAAAGUCCUUGUGAAGGUGCACCCGGAGGGCAAGUUUGUAGUGGACAUUGACAAAUCAAUUGACAUCAACGACGUCCAACCCAAUUGCAGAGUAGCACUACGUAAUGAUAGCCACACACUACACAAAAUAUUACCCAAUAAGGUUGACCCUCUGGUCAGUUUGAUGAUGGUAGAGAAGGUCCCUGACUCAACCUACGAGAUGGUCGGUGGUCUAGACAAACAGAUCAAGGAGAUUAAAGAGGUCAUUGAACUGCCGGUCAAACAUCCAGAACUUUUUGAUGCCUUGGGUAUUGCACAACCAAAGGGAGUUUUAUUAUACGGUCCGCCAGGUACCGGGAAGACUCUACUAGCCAGGGCUGUUGCUCACCAUACAGAAUGUACCUUCAUACGAGUGUCGGGAUCAGAACUUGUGCAGAAAUUCAUCGGAGAGGGUUCAAGAAUGGUCAGAGAACUCUUCGUCAUGGCUAGAGAGCAUGCACCAUCUAUCAUCUUCAUGGAUGAGAUUGAUUCCAUUGGAUCGACCCGUAUCGAAGGUAGCUCCGGAGGGGACAGUGAGGUUCAAAGAACUAUGUUGGAACUUCUCAAUCAACUGGAUGGCUUUGAGGCUACAAAGAACAUCAAGGUCAUCAUGGCAACAAACCGUAUCGACAUCCUGGACUCUGCCCUCCUCAGACCGGGUCGUAUCGACCGAAAGAUUGAAUUCCCUCCACCAAACGAAGAGGCCCGUCUCGACAUUCUCAAGAUCCAUUCCCGUAAGAUGAAUCUGACUAGGGGUAUCAAUCUAAGGAAGAUUGCUGAACUCAUGCCGGGGGCUUCAGGGGCAGAGGUCAAGGGUGUAUGCACAGAGGCUGGCAUGUAUGCAUUGAGAGAGAGGAGGGUCCAUGUUACACAAGAAGACUUUGAGAUGGCUGUAGCUAAGAUCAUGCUAAAGGAUUCAGAGAAGAACAUGUCCAUCAAGAAAUUCUGGAAGUAGAUCCAAACACUCUGCAUGAUGAUAGCAAUUGAAUCUGCUUAUUGUCAGAGAAAAAAAGGUUAAUGUGUUAAAAUGUUUGAGAGAGAGAGAAAGAGAGGGAGAGUGAGUGAGUGUGACAGAGGGAGAAAGGGAGAGUAAGAGUUGAAAACAUUACAUUGAAAAAUGGGCCAGAUAAUAUCAUCUGAGACCACUUAAGAAUUAAAUCCUCACAAAAUAUAUAUAUAUGCAUACAUAUAUAUUCACGGAUACUUGAAGAUGAUGCAUUUUCAAGUCCAUUGUUAUUUAUAACGUCGUCUAGUUGUUUGAUACAGGAAAAAUCAUAUUCCAUCUUUGGUUGCAUGUUGCAGGUUUUAGGAUCAAUAUUUUUUCUUCUAACAAUGAUAUUUGGUAUGAUUUUGGCAGAGAUUUCAUCAAAGAGCUAACACGUUUGUUUCAAAACCUUGCUUACAUCUCAUGUUUACAUGCUUUUUGGUGCAAGUUCAACAUUUUUUUAUGUAGUUCUGUCAGAGCUAUUAAUAGUCUGUUUCCAGAGCACAUUUCAAGUGAGUUUAAAAAAAUUAUUUCAGGAACGGACGACUUCAAGUUUGGAGUUGACAUUUUGAUGUUGGGGUUAGGCCGAUAUUUACAUCAGCUAGUACCAAAGUAAACACAUGACUGGACUUGGACAAGUCUCACUAAUAUAACAAUAUGAUUUAGGGGCCAUUUCAUUUACUUGUUUACACAUGUAUUUACAAACAACUGGUGACCCUUUCUUGUGAUCAGUACCUGACUUGUCACCCAAGAACAUGUUCCAAUCAUGCGUGAAGUUUUGCAUACCUUUAUGAAACACUGCUCAGGUGGGUGCCUGCUUCAAAUUGUUCAUAAAAUAUGAUUGACUGUACAAGCGACUGGUAAUCCUUUUUUUGUAGUAAACGGUGUGCAUUUAGCUCUUAACAUGUGAACACCUUGAUGAAAGACCAUCCUGGUCCAUUUUGUAAACUCAGAUAAGAUGUUGGAGCUGUGCAAGGCAAUCUAGAUUGUACUUUUAACACCAACACUGAAGUUGCGAUCACCCAAUAUCAAACAGGGUUAAAAACAUUGAAUUAAGGUGUAGUGUGUUGAUAAGCAUCCAACUUCAAGCGUACAGUGUUCCCUUCCAUGUGUUCUAUAUGCUUUAGAAGAUAACUUUUCCUGGAGCAUUUAGAUAUACGUCAUCAAUCAAGAUGUUCAGAAUGUAUUUGUUCAGGUAUAGAUGUUGUUACGAUAAUUAAUCGAAUUGUAAUUGCAAAGUUUACACGUGACUGUAUAUAAUAAACUGUUCAAAACAUGA
This is a messenger RNA of Lytechinus variegatus (green sea urchin), 2579 nucleotides long. RefSeq names its product 26S proteasome regulatory subunit 8. NCBI's taxonomy places the organism in Eukaryota, Metazoa, Echinodermata, Echinoidea, Temnopleuroida, Toxopneustidae. Gene Ontology annotation, cellular component: proteasome regulatory particle, base subcomplex. Gene Ontology annotation, biological process: proteasome-mediated ubiquitin-dependent protein catabolic process. The record is from RefSeq and is a predicted model, not a curated record. The transcript has 11 exons. Gene Ontology annotation, molecular function: ATP binding; proteasome-activating activity; ATP hydrolysis activity. Bases 59 to 1270 code for a protein of 403 amino acids.